Messenger RNA from Juglans regia (Persian walnut), 9478 nucleotides. RefSeq names its product probable LRR receptor-like serine/threonine-protein kinase At3g47570. The transcript is spliced from 18 exons. Gene Ontology annotation, biological process: protein phosphorylation. NCBI's taxonomy places the organism in Eukaryota, Viridiplantae, Streptophyta, Magnoliopsida, Fagales, Juglandaceae. The coding region runs from base 191 to 3550 and encodes 1119 amino acids. The record is from RefSeq and is a predicted model, not a curated record. Gene Ontology annotation, molecular function: ATP binding; protein kinase activity; receptor serine/threonine kinase binding.
AGUACAACAACCUCGUUGUCAUGAAAAACACUCCGCGCGCAACCAUUAAUUUCCUUCAAAAUGAAUAUUAUUUUUCCGUUGUUUAUUUGGCCUGGAUGAGAUCGAGUAGAUCAGAAUAAUUAUGAGAUAAAACCACUAGUUCUUCCUUUGAGUCCAAUACAAAUCCUACUUCUCCAAUCAACGUACACUCAUGGCAGACAAAAUUUGUUUCCUCGUACCCCAUUUUCUUACUCUCAUUUUGGUACAGUCUUACACAAGUACUUCCUUAGCCAAUGCUGCCAUUCCCAACAUUACAACCGAUCAAUCUGCUCUUCUGGCAUUAAAGGCUUCUAUUUCUUAUGAUCCCCACGAUGUUUUGGCAAAUAAUUGGUCAACCAGUACUUCCGUUUGCAAUUGGGUUGGAAUCACAUGUGGCUCUAGACAUCUCCGAGUCACAGCCUUGAACCUUUCUUACAUGGAUCUUGAUGGUACCAUUCCUCCACACAUUGGAAACCUCUCGUUUCUUGUUAGCCUAAUGAUCAGAAACAAUAGCUUUCACGGUUCAAUUCCCAACGAGUUGUCUCGUCUUCAUCGGUUGCGGUUUUUAAACUUGGGAUACAAUGAAUUCAAUGGAGAAAUGCCAUCAUGGAUAGGGUUGCUAACCAAACUUCAAUAUUUGGCGCUGUUUGGUAACAACUUCUUAGGUGAACUCCCAGAAAUGGAGAACUUAACCAUGCUUACAGAGUUAAACCUUAGUCAAAACAACUUUGCAGGGACCAUCUCAUCAUCUCUGUUCAAGUCAUGCAAACAGCUACAGAUUCUAGAUUUGUGGGAAAAUAAUUUCGAUGGAGUAGUACCCCAAGAAAUAGGGAACUUAAGCAUGCUUACAAAGUUAAGCCUCGGUAAUAACAACUUUGAAGGUUCUAUCCCAUCCACUCUGUUCAAGUGCAAACAUAUGCAGAGUUUGAAGUUAGGAACUAAUAAUUUCAAAGGAAGAGUACCCAUGGAAGUUGGAAACUUAACCAUGCUUUUAGAUUUAGACUUUUCCGACAACAACUUCGAUGGCACUAUCCCAUCUUCUUUGUUCAAGUGCAAAUGGCUCCAAACUUUAUAUUUGUAUUAUAAUAAUUUCACAGGAAGUCUAUCCUCGGAAAUCGGGAAUUUCACGAUGCUUAGAGCGUUAAGAAUUUCCUACAACAAAUUUCAAGGUGCAAUACCAAGUGAAAUCGGUUAUCUACAGAACCUACAAUUUAUUAGUAUUGGAAACAACGGUUUUGCUGGCUCAGUCCCAUUUGAAAUCUUCAACAUUUCAACAUUACAGACAAUGGGAAUGGUUUUAAAUAACCUCACAGGGCAUCUUCCAUCAAAUGUUGGUCUCUUCCUUCCAAAUCUUCGUACACUAACUCUUGGGGGAAAUGAACUGAGUGGAACUAUCCCUAAUUCCAUCUCCAAUGCUUCACAGCUCAUUUUGCUAGGCUUGAGUCAGAACUCAUUCUCAGGAUUAAUUCCAAAAACACUUGGAAAUUUAAGGUUGCUCCAGACACUCAAUCUAGAAAAAAAUAAUUUGAGCGUUGAAUCUCUAGAACUCGAGAGCUUUUUCUCUGAUUUGUCAAACUGCAUAUAUCUUACAACUUUAGCUUUAGGAACAAAUCAACUUAAUGGGAUCCUCCCGAGUUCUAUUGGAAACCUCUCAAUCUUUCUUCAAUAUUUUUUGCUGUAUGAUUGCAAUAUUAAAGGAAACAUUCCCAUUGAGAUUGGCAAUUUAAGUAGGCUGGCUUUUUUGGAACUAUCCAAAAAUAAUUUGAUAGGACCUAUUCCAACUGCAAUAGGAAAGUUGCAUAUGCUCCAAUAUUUAGGCCUGCGAAGUAAUAGAUUAAAAGGUCACAUCCCACUUAUUGUCUGUCAUUUGGGGAGCUUGGCUGAAUUGCGUUUAGUUGAUAAUGAGCUAUCUGGAGAUAUCCCAACUUGCAUAAAUAAUCUGACUUCCCUAAGAGGUGUCUACUUACGGUCCAAUCAAUUAACAUCUACAUUUCCGUUGAGUUUUUGGAGCCUUGUAGAUCUUUUGGUGGUAGACGUAUCAUCAAAUUCUUUAAGUGGCCCUAUUUCAACGGAGAUCGGAAAUAUGAAGGUCCUAAGAACAUUGAAUUUGUCUAGAAACCGCUUAUCCGGUGAGAUCCCAAUGACCAUUGGUGGGCUCAAAAGUCUUGUUUAUCUCUCAUUGGCAUCCAAUCAACUAGAAGGCUCAAUUCCUUCAAAUUUUGGUGAAUUGAUAAGCUUGGAGCUCUUAGAUCUCUCUAAUAACAACUUAUCUGGAGAGAUUCCCGUAUCCUUAGAAGCACUCUUAUACCUCAAAUACCUAAAUGUCUCCUUCAAUAAAUUAAGUGGAGAAAUUCCUACAAGAGGACCAUUUGUACACUUCUCAAGUGAAUCAUUUAUGUCAAACAAUGCACUUUGUGGUGUGGCUCGACUACAAGUCCCCCCAUGUCAAAGUGGUGCUCAUAGACCAAAAAAUGCCAGAAGAGUUGGUGGUAUACUAAAGUAUCUUCUACCGAUAAUGGGGUUAAUGAUACUUGUAAUAUUGUGCCUUGUAUUUGUCUUGAAAAAAUGCCAGAAGCGUAACUCCAAAUUGCCUGCUGACAAGGAUACAUCGCCUUUCGCCACAUGGAGAAGAAUUUCACAUCAAGAAGUUCUACGAGCGACAGAAGGGUUAAAUGCAAACAACUUACUUGGAGAAGGUACUUUUGGAUCAGUUUACAAAGGACUACUCUUGGAUGGUAAGAUUGUUGCAAUAAAAGUUCUAAAGUUGCACGUAGAAGGGGCAUUCAAAAGUUUUAACAUAGAAUGUGAGGUAUUAAGCAAUAUUCGCCACCGAAAUCUUGUUAAAAUAAUUACAGCUUGUAGUGGCAUUGACUUCAAAGCUAUUGUACUGGAGUACAUGCCUAAUGGGAGCCUAGAGAUGUGGUUGUAUUCUGACAACCACUGCUUGAAUAUUUUACAGAGGCUAAAUAUAAUGAUUGAUGUGGCACAAGCACUAGAAUACCUUCAUCUUGGUUACUCAAUACCUAUUGUUCAUGCUGAUUUAAAGCCAAGCAAUGUGCUAUUAGAUGAAGAUAUGGUCGGACAUGUUGCUGAUUUUGGCAUGUCCAAACUCAUCAGUGAUGGAGCUUCUCUCACGAAAACAAUGACUCUUGCUACAAUUGGCUAUAUAGCACCAGAGUAUGGAUCUGAAGGAAUCGUUUCUACAAGUGGCGAUGUGUAUAGCUUUGGCAUUUUGAUAUUGGAAACUUUCACAAGAAAAAAGCCCACAGAUGAUAUGUUUACAGGAGAAAUGAGCUUGAAGUGUUUAGUACAAGAUUCAUUAGCCCGUUCGGUACUUGAAGUUGUUGAUACCAAUUUGUUAAGAAACGAAAAUGAUUAUUCUGCAAUAGAGAAUUGUUUAUCAUCCACUAUGGAAUUGGCUUUGCAUUGUUGUGCAGAUUCACCUCAACAGAGAAUGGGUAUAGAAAAUGUUUCAACUACACUCAACAAGAUCAAAUCCAAGUUUCUCAAAGAUAUCGGUGGCAGAGGCUAAUGUGAGAAAGUGAAGUUUGUUUGCAUCUCUUGAUUUCAUGAUUACUGUCAAUUGGGACACUCCUAACACUACAAGAAAAAAGGGUUUUCUCGAUGAUUUUUAUAGUGUUGUAAAAGGGAACGCUGCAUUAGACUAUUUUUUGAGGCUAUUUUUUUGCCGCCGCUGAAAACCGUUGAGAAAGCUGAUUCAUGGAGUUACUUUAACUAGUUGCAGCGAUAUUAAGCUUUUUAGCAGCGAUUUAUUUCGCCGGCCAAAUAAAAAAACUGUUGCAACGCUCCAUUUCGCCAAAACUAUUGUCUGGCGCCAAUCCCUUAAAAUUAUUUUCUUUUUCCCCCCCGAUUUCUUCCCCCCUCCACUUCUCCCUGUUCUUCCCCAAUAUUUCGUCUCCAUUUCCCUUUCCGAGAGAUCAGCUGCUACUCCACCCACGUCCCCCGAAAAAUUUCAUCUCCAUUUUUGCCCGACCACCCAAAGGUUUGUCCGUUACCACAUUCCUCCUCCUGCGGAAGCUACUCUAGCUAGACAGAAUCCCCGAAGCUGAUUAGGAGCUGUGCAAUUCGUCUCUGUUGAACCUGUGGGAUUUGGGGAUUCAAUGGCUUCCAACUGAGAUUCGUCGAGAUUCAGUUGAGGGAUAGCGUAGGUCCUUCCGUCACCUCAGAUGGACAAAAGCUGGAUGAACUUGACUGAUCGACUUCGUUCGCCUGCAUACGCCGAUAGGGUUAACACUUUCCUCACCCUGGCACGAAACCAUUCUCAGGGCAGUGAUCGCAUUCAGUGUCCAUGUUGUUCAUGCUGUAAUAAUCUCUUCUUGCCUAUACGAAUUGUGGAGACUCACUUGUUUCUCAAAGGGAUCAAUCCAAAUUAUACCCAUUGGAUAUUUCAUGGGGAGGAGGAAACUCGGAGAUUCAAUGACGAUGAUGACGAUCGUAACGCUGCUGAUUACGCCGACAAGUACAUUGAUGACAUGAACCAUAUGUUAGAUGACAUCCGGGCAAAUACAUCCUUUGAUGUUCCCCAAGAUCAUGGUAAUCCAUCGCCAACUCGUGGUGAAAUUCCAGAUCCCUCCCCAAGUUCAUCUUUCGACCAGCUACUAGAGGAUGCCCGACGUCCACUUUUUGCUGGUUGUACCAAAUUCUCAAAACUAUCAUUCAUUGUGAAGAUGUUACACAUUAAGACACUCAGUGGGGGGUCAAUAAAUUCGUUUGAUAUGCUACUUUAGCCUUUUGUGGUCUGCCUUUCCUGACGCUGAAUUGCCACAUUCAUAUGAGGAGUCAAGGUCAUUGGUGCGUGGUUUGGGUUUCAAUUACCACAAAAUUCAUGCAUGCCCCAAUGACUGCAUCCAGUUCUGGAAGGAAAAUGCUAAUCUUAAUGAAUAUCCUAAGUGUAAGGCUUCAAGGUGGGUGCCUAAUACACACAAGGCAUAUCGUAUCCCUCAAAAAGUGUUGCGGCAUUUUCCUUUGAAGCCAAGAUUGCAAAGUCUCUUCGUGUCAGCAAAGAUAGAAGAAAAUAUGAGAUGGCAUAAAAAGCAAUGACCGACUGGAGAGGCUAUCUUGAGGCAUCCUGCAGACUCAGAGUCCUGGAAGAGAUUUGAUGAAGAACAUAGUUGGGUCGCUCAGGAUGCUCGCAAUGUAAGGCUUGGGAUGUCAAGUGACGGUUUCAAUCCCUUCAACAAUAUGGCUAAACCAUAUAGCAUUUGGCCAGUAAUUCUUGUUACGUAUAACUUGCCGUCGUGGUUGUGCAUGAAAGACCAAUUCUUCAUGACAUCCCUCAUUAUUCUUUGGCCAAGAUCUCCAGGUAAUGACAUUGAUGUUUACUUGCAACCGUUAGUCGAUGAACUGCUUGAAUUUUGGGAACAUGGGAUACCCACGCAUGAUGCCUACACAAAGGAAACAAUCAUGUUGCAUGCCGCUUUAAUGUAGACAAUCAAUGACUUUCCAGCAUAUGGAAAUCUUUCUAGCUGGUCAACAAAAGGAAAAUUGGCAUGUCCAUCCUGUAAUGUGGGCACUGAUUCCAUCUGGUUGAAGUAUGGCCGAAAACAUUGUUAUAUGGGACAUCGUAGCUUCUUGCCGCCAUAUCACAUGUGGAGAAUGAGAAAACAUUUGCUCAAUGGUAGAGAAGAUCAACGCAUGCCUCCAAGGAUGUUAGACGGAGCUGAUGUUUUAGCUCAACUACAGAUGCUUGCGGAUGUGCAAUUUGGUAAAUCUGGUUCAAGCUACCGUAUUGGGUAACACUGCGUCUUCAACAUAAUCUAGAUGUCAUGCAUAUUGAGAAAAAUAUUUGCGAUAACAUCCUGUGCACUUUAAUGAACAUUCCUGGGAAAACCAAGGAUAAUAUCAAUUCUCGACGUGACUUGGAGAUUUUUUGCUUCAGAAAAGAAUUACAUUUGAAGGUUCAAGGUGAACGUGUUACAAUGCCACAUGCAUUGUACACAUUACACGGUAAUGAAAGGAAUAAAUUAUGUGAAUAGUUGGCCGACGUGAAAUUUCCAGAUGGAUUCGCUUCCAAUAUCUCGCAUUGUGUUUCUGUACGUGAUUGAAAAAUCUCAAGAUUGAAAAGUCAUGACUCCCAUGUUUUCCUGCAAAGAUUACUACCUAUUGCUGUUGCUGGGUACUUACGAACUGAUAUUGCCUUGGCCUUGGCUGAACUGAACACUUUCUUCAAGGAGCUGUGUGCCCAAACCCUGGAUGUUAACCGUCUAUCUCAACUCCAAAUUGAUAUUGUCACCAUUCUAUGCAAAUUGGAGAUAAUAUUUCCCCCAUCUUUUUUCGAUGUCAUGGUCCACCUAGCUGUCCACUUACCCCGUGAGGCCAUACAUGGGGGUCCAGUACAAUAUAGGUGGAUGUACCAUUUAAGAGGUAUCUCGGCAAGUUCAAGCGGCAUGUUAAGAAUAAAGCUCACCCAGAAGGCUCAAUAGCCGAAGCCUACAUUCACAUUGAAUGCCUGCCUUUUUGCUCAAUGUAUCUCCAAGAUAUUGAGAUGAAGUUUACUCGAAUGGACCGCAACAUUAAUGGUGGAGAAGUGGAGAAUAUAGAUGGAUUCAAGAUAUUCAACCAAAAAUUACAAAUCAUGGGUGUGGCUUCCAACUUGCAAUUACCAUAUAAACUCCUCAAGGAAGCCAUAUGGUACGUCCUCAACAACUGCGUUGAGAUUGGACACUACCUAGAGGAGCACUACGAGAAAUGUAAGGUGCAUAGCCCAAAUUGUGCAAAUCGAACACAUCAAACUGAGUUUCCAACUUGGUUUAAGGAACGUGUUCAGGACCAGCGUAUCACCAACCCACUUGUUGUGACUGCUGAUCUGUAUGCGUUAGCAUGCGGCCCUGAACCUAAGGUUGCAACCUAUGCUGCUUGCAUUAUAAAUGGCAAAAAGUUCCAUACAAAAUAGCGUGAACUUCGGAGGCGUACACAAAAUUCAGGGGUGUUGGUAACCAGUGACGAAAGUGCAAAUAAAGUUGACUUACACGGUGUUAUUAAUGAUAUCGUGGAGUUACGCUAUAUGGGUUGGCGUCGGGUGUACUUGUUCAUGUGUGAUUGGUUUGACGUUGGUGAUCCAAGGAAAGGGAUCCGAGUUGAUAACCAUAUGACCAGUAUCAACAUGGACAAGACUUGGUAUAAGGAUGAACCAUUUGUGUUAGCAUGCCAGGCUUCCCAAUGUUUUUACAUCAGAGAUUUAAGGGCGAAAGGGAGAUAGAUGGUUUGUGGUGCAAAAGUACUUGAACAAGAAUGUAUAUGACAUUCCAUCGGUGCCAAGGGUGUUAGAAGAUAUUGAUGGUGAAUCAAGUGAUGAUGAUGCCUAUCAAGAAAAUGAAUCAUCAUUUGAUUAUGCACCAUUGGAUUGUGAUGGAUGUCCAGUGUCAAGUCCAUUGAAUAGGGAUGAUAUAGAACCUAUCUUGAUUGAUGCAAGAGAAGGCAACGUUUGCCUGGUCAAAACAUAUAUUCAACCGAUUUUAUUGACGAUGGCCUAGUUGCCUCGAGUUCAGGAGAUGCUUAUGGUGAUGGGGAAUAUUUAGAUGAGGAUGACCUACCCACAGACGACGAGUAUGUCUCAAAAUAGACAACCAGUCGUAAAGUUGACGCACUUUAAUUCCAUAGUUUACCUCUUUUGUAAUGGGUGAGGGGAAAAAAGACGGCGUUGCAUUUAUUCUACAAGAAAUGAGGAGCAUCAACAUUCAAGGUGAUGCAACGGGAGAGAGUUCUCAAGGAAGAGGGGCUGCAUGAGGUAUUCGUGCUCGACGAUUUGUACCAUAUACAUGUAGAGCUCGCCGACCACUUGGAGUUCGCAUCGCUUCAUACCAUUCCAUAGGCUCAGAUGCAGAUCCAUCAGGCUCGGAUGACUCAACAUAGCCGCCCAGUCAUCCAUGGGAGCCACCAUGUCCAACUCCAAUGCCCCCGCCCGGGCCAAAUAGAGAAAUGUCACCCGUAAUAGAACCCCCACCUAAUGGAGACAAUAUUGAUGUGACAGCCCCCACAAUGACUGAAGCAAAUCAAGAACAGCCCAAACGUACACGUGGGCCUGCUAAGUGUAUUGAGUUCGAGAAGGCGAGAAAGUACGACAAAGUGCUAUUGAAGAUUAAUGAUGGUGAAACAGCCCCGUGCUGUGAGAACUCAUCCAUGUUCACGACACGGGUAACACAGAUAGUAAAACAACAUUGUGACAUGAGUUAUGCGAGGUGGACUGAUGUGCCUGAUGCUGAAAAGAAUGAGUUGAUCGAACGUGUCAGGGGUGACUUCGUUUUGGAUUGGGAUCGGGAGAAUCAUAGAUUGGUCAUCUUGAAGCAGUUGCGUAAGCGGUUCAAUGCAUUCUAUCACGAACUACACAAAAAGUAUUUGUCAUACUGAAGUCACGAAGAAGCAUUGGCUUCUGGGUGUACCACGGUAAACGACAACGUCUGGGUUAAGUUGUGUGAGAGGUGGGGCACUAAUAAAUUCAAGAAAAUCUUAGCACAAAAUUGGGAGAAUAGAAAGAGGCUGGCCAUUAACCACAACGCAGGCCGCAAUUCCUUUGUUAGGAUGUUGGAGGAGAAGCAGGCUACGAACAUGAAUUUGGUGGAGUUCUAUAAGGAGACCCGCUGGUCAAAGAAGAAUGGCAAAUUUGUCACUUCAGCCGCUGAAGACACUUAUAAGGAGAUGGUUGGCAAGAUGGAUGGGUUAGAGCCUGAACAACGCACUGAUGAGGCAGCUGCAAGUGUAUUUAGGGAGGUACUCGGUUAGAGACCCGGAUACGCAAGGGGGCUAGGCGAGAUAGUCAUCCCAGAGUCAACAAGACAACGGGACCGUGAACAAGAAAGGGGACCGUGAACGAGAAAGGGAGUACCUUUCCUUAAUUGAAAAACACAAGAGGGAUGCCGACAAUUACAAGAAAGAUGCCGACAAUUACAAGACGCAGCUUGAUGAAGUGAGGGAUGAAUUGCGAGAACUUCGUAAGAGGCAAAAUGAAACAGAUAAGAUGAUGAGGAUGUUCUUCUUCCGCGACGUCUAUCCUUCUAGUGGGUCUCUCCAUUCUUCUGGAGAGACCCAAUGAACAUCAGUUAUGAAAUGAGGGAAUGAAUUUUUUGUGUAUUUUGGGCUAUUUUUGGUAGUCAGAGAUCGUGGGUGGCCAAUAUAAAUAUAUAUGUAUAUAUAUAUACAUAUGAUGCACUAGGUUGUCUACUUUUGUGUUGUGGGAGAGGUAUGGGCAGUUGGAGGAUUUUUUGGCUUUGUUGGUGAAAUGGAGAGUUUGACUAUAUUUAAUGAUGAGUAGUUCACUUUAAAUAGCCACAUUUGUUGGAUAAGGAGCUGACUGGUAUGGUAGCAAAUGAAUUACAAUACCUUGAACGGACAUUAAGUGAAGGGGUAUUGUCCAGUGCAGCAUGGUGAAGGUACAAAGUAUGGAUAAGAGAAAAUUUUGAUGGAGCAGCUGGAUUGCAAAGGUUUGGUGGUUGUAGUCAGCAAA